AUGAUACCCACUCCUGACAUAUCUCAUCUCACUGCUAGGGAUUACGACUUGGUUUACGAGCCAGCAGAGGAUACUUUCCUCCUUCUCGAUGCCUUGGAGCAUGAUUUCGAUGACCUGAAGGCUCUUUCACCUGCAACCUGCCUUGAGAUUGGAUCGGGGACCGGCUGUGUAUCUAGCUUUAUUGGGCAGAUAUUAGGCUCCUCGACGUUAUAUCUUUGUACAGACAUCAACUCUCACGCCUGCAAUUACUCCUUUGAACCCAAUACACACCUCUUUUGCUCAGCCUUUCUAAGCCCUUCAGGCUCAGAAUGCCUCAGGACUAGCGGGUGCAUGGGCAGGGGGCUCAGCUGGGAUGCAGGUCACAAACAGAUUCCUCGAUGUGGUCGGCGACCUUCUCUCACCCAGGGGUAG
This is a messenger RNA of Marasmius oreades (fairy-ring Marasmius), 411 nucleotides long. RefSeq lists its product as uncharacterized. The transcript has 7 exons. Lineage: Eukaryota; Fungi; Basidiomycota; Agaricomycetes; Agaricales; Marasmiaceae. Bases 1 to 411 code for a protein of 136 amino acids. Gene Ontology annotation, cellular component: eRF1 methyltransferase complex. Gene Ontology annotation, molecular function: S-adenosylmethionine-dependent methyltransferase activity; protein methyltransferase activity. The record is from RefSeq and is a predicted model, not a curated record.